Molecule: messenger RNA, 1519 nt
Organism: Triticum dicoccoides
Lineage: Eukaryota; Viridiplantae; Streptophyta; Magnoliopsida; Poales; Poaceae
Product: anthocyanidin reductase ((2S)-flavan-3-ol-forming)-like
Exons: 8
Coding region: 421-1440 (339 amino acids)
Molecular function (GO): oxidoreductase activity, acting on the CH-OH group of donors, NAD or NADP as acceptor
Source: RefSeq, a predicted model, not a curated record
CACGAAGCAUGUUUUCUAAGAAAAAGGAAAAAAAAUAAAAAUAUCGCCAACAUCACGUGCUACUGAACGUAGCUCGCUGUUGAGAUCGACCAACCAAAGCUCUCGAAACAGGUUUCGUCCCGUUUUAAGAUAAGGCAAAUGACCAACCAAAGCUACCCGUCACUUUCUCACAGUGACUCUACAUAAUAUGCUGGUCAUUUUCAUCUACCAAAAGGACCUCCUCUCAUUGAUUCGUACUACGAUAAUUUACCACUGGCCCGCAGCUUGUCUGUCUGUAUACACAGGAUCUUCCUUGCACCGAGGGGAUAUAUGCGGGUUCUCAGGUAUUCGCAGUGUGCCAACAAGGCAACAACCAGACCAGACCAGACUAGAGCAGAGGAACCUCCCUGGAUCGCGACACUAGAGUAGUGGCCGGCGGCGAUGUCGGCGGGUGAGAGAAGGAAGACGGCGUGCGUCACCGGAGGGAGCGGCUACAUCGCCUCAGCGCUCAUCAAGCUGCUGCUUGUGAAAGGCUACGCUGUCAAGACGACCGUCCGAGACCCCGAUGACACGGAGAAGAAUUCCCAUCUCAAGGACUUGCAAGGACUUGGCCCCUUGGAGAUCAUCCGUGCCAAUCUGAGUGAGGAAGGCAGCUUCGACCAAGCUGUUUCCGGCUGCGACUACGUCUUCCUCGUCGCCGCUCCUCUGAACCUGAUGUCGGCAGAUCCGGAGAGAGAUCAGGUCGAAGCCACUGUCCAAGGAACGCUCAACGCCAUGAGGUCCUGCGCGAGGGCAGGGACGGUGAAGCGCGUGAUCCUGACGUCGUCCACCGCCGGCGUUGCGAGCUCGAGGCCGCUGCAGGGCGACGGACACGUGCUGGACGAGAGCUCCUGUUCCGACGUCGAGUACCUCAGGGCCAACAAGCCACCAACCUGGGGGUACUCGGUGUCGAAGGUGCUCGCGGAGAAGGCGGCGAGUAGAUUCGCGGAGGAGAACGGCAUCGACCUCGUCACCGUGUUGCCCGUGUUCACCUUGGGCGCGGCGCCGGUCUCCAAAGCAGCAUCCAGCGUUCCCGUCACCCUCUCCUUGUUGUCAGGUGAUGAAGCGCAGUUGGCCAUCUUGGAAGGCUUGCAGUCCGUCACCGGCACCGUGUCGAUAACCCACGUGGAGGAUCUCGAUCGCGCCGAGGUGUUCGUCGCCGAGAACGAGUCCUCGUCUGGGAGGUACAUCUGCUGCAGCCACAAUGUCACCAUCUUGCAGCUUGCUGGUCUCAUGGCACAGAAAUACCUGCAAUACAAUGUGAAUGCCGAUCGAUUUCGUGGGUGCCCCGAGCAAUCGAAAGUGUGCAUUUCGUCACAGAAGAUUGUUGGGGAAGGGUUUGUCUUCAAGUACGAGAGCCUGGGUGAGAUUUUGGAUGACCUUGUUGAGUACGGCAGGGCCACGGGGAUUUUACUCCACUGACAUGUUGGUCAGCAGCCGAUCUAUAUGUGAUCGCAACAAAAGAUGUGCUUCAAAAUAAGUAAAGUCUCACGACUGUGAA